CUAAUAUGUACAGUACUCGAUAGCAUAAAAAUUAGAGCGAAGAUUUUUAUUAACUCCAACUUGGGGAAGAAAGUAACACUCGCAAUUUUUUUUGUGUGUGUCAAAAGUAACACUCGCAUUUCAGUCAGCCAUGCCCUUGAUAAACAUAUCUGCAGUGCAUAUAUACUCUGGCGUGGCGGCUGUUGAGAGUUCUUCUCUCCUUGGAGGUUGCGGUGCGGAUUCAUUUCCCUCUCCGUUUCUUCUUCCCGUUUUCAUCGCCGGAUUGUCGCCGUCAGAGUAUCACAUAAUAAUAAUUAAAGUGAAAAAGAAGGCUUCAGUUCAGUUCAGGAGGAGGGGGCAGGGCAAGAAAUGAAAAGUCCACCGCCGGCAUGUCAACAUCAUCUUUCUUUCUUAUAAUAAUAGUUGCAGAAAGAAUAAACAAGUGCGUAUGUGUGCACUGCAUUCCCAUUUGUUUAGUGAUAAUGUCAGAAGUUCUGACUCGGAACGGAAGCACUUUUAUCCUCUCUGCUUGCUCUGGGUACUCUCUCUGCCCACCCGUCAUUUUCCCAGUCCUGAUUUUAUUAUUAACAGCGUGCUUCCACAAUUGCUUCUUCUCUAAACCUUCCCCCUUCGUUCUCAUCGCCCACCCUGUUCCUUUUUAAUUCGAUAUCAUUAUUAUGUUAUGCUAUUUCGGAUUGUUGUUCACCAGUACCAGGCGCCGCCGCUGUCAACAACAACUGGGUAAGCUUUUAUUUUUCUCAGUCUCCCAGAAGAUCUAUCUAUCCUCACUCCUUCCUAUGUUAUGAUGACAUUCAUCUCAUUUAUUGAUUCCUCUCUAUGUCUCUUUAAAUGCAUCCCCAUGUUUUCUUCCCGGUACUAAAUUUGUUGAUGUACUCCAAAUUUGGCAGCAUCCUCCUCCUGCCCUUCCCCAUCCCAUCCCACUUCUGAAAAGUCAAAACCUUUACAUCUCCCCCCUUCUCUUCCCCACCCACCCUCCUUACAAUAUCAUCUAUCCAUACCCACAUAAAAGGGGCAAGCUUGUUUGCUUGCUUGCUUUCACUUCUGCUUCUGGCCUCUGGGGUUCGGCUUACCUCUUCCCAACAAAGACUGAAACUUUUACUUUUCUUUUUCUCUGUCAUUCCAGUCCUGACUUUCCCCUUCUACUGAUACAAGAAAGAAGAAGAAGAAGAAGAAGAAGUGAGGUUCAAAUAUGGCGAAACUCACAGUGGGAGCAUGCGUGUUCACGGCGUCUUGCUGUUGUUUGCUCAUUCUCGCUAUUGCACACGUUACUCAUCCGACGGAAGUGGGUGCAUUAGUUGCGGUGAAGAAUCAGUUGAUUGAUCCAAUGGGACAUCUUCACAAUUGGAAUAAGGAGGGGGACCCUUGUACUUCCAAUUGGACUGGUGUCUCGUGCUUCGAUGCAAUCGGUAGCGAUGGAUAUCUUCAUGUUAGGGAGCUGCAGCUUCUCAACAUGAAUCUCUCUGGUGUUCUGGCCCCUGAGCUUGGCCUGCUCUCUGGUCUCCAGAUAUUGGAUUUCAUGUGGAAUCAACUGAGUGGUUAUAUACCCAAGGAGAUAGGAAACAUCUCGUCUUUGAAACUCCUGCUAUUGAAUGGGAACAAACUAUCCGGUCCACUGCCUCCUGAGCUAGGCUAUUUGUCCCAUCUAAAUAGACUGCAAGUGGACGAGAAUGAGAUCUCAGGUCCAAUCCCAAAAUCAUUUGCCAACUUGAGCAGUGUGAGACACCUGCACAUGAACAACAACUCAAUCAGUGGUCAAAUCCCAUCUGAGCUUUCCCAAGCAUCGAGCCUCUUGCAUUUGCUGUUGGAUAACAAUAACUUAUCUGGAUAUCUUCCAUCAGAACUGUCAAACUUGCCAGUCUUGCGUAUACUUCAGCUUGACAACAACAACUUCAAUGGAUCUCACAUCCCAGUUACGUACAGCAACAUGUCAAGACUACUGAAAUUAAGUCUUAGAAAUUGCAGCCUCCAGGGUGCUAUUCCUGACUUCAGCAGCCUAACGAGUCUUCUGUAUUUGGAUCUGAGCCAGAAUAGCCUUGUUGGACCUUUACCAGCAGAACUUUCUGAUAAUAUGAGAGCUAUUGAUCUCUCCCAUAACAGCCUUAAUGGAUCUAUACCUGCGAGUUAUUCUAAUCUUCCCUUGCUUCAAUCACUGUCAGUUGAAUAUAAUAUGUUGACUGGUUUUGUUCCAACUACAAUCUGGCGGAAUAUCUCGUGGGGUUCAUCUGCUAGGCUAAUGCUUGAUCUUAGGGAGAACUCAUUCUCGAGUGUUCAAGGAGAACUAAAUCCACCAAGUAAUGUAACCUUAAGGCUGCAAGGCAAUCCUAUCUGCAAGAACACUAAUAUAGCAAACAUUGGCAAAUUCUGUGAAUCUGGUGUUGGAGUGGGAGAUUGGACUGCUAUUGAAAGGUCUUCAACAAUGUCCAGCAUAAGCUGUCCAGUCCAGGCAUGCCCUACCGAUGAUUUCUUCGAAUAUGUCCCAUCAUCACCUUUGCCGUGUUUUUGUGCUUCGCCUCUUAGAAUUGGCUACCGACUUAAGAGCCCCAGUUUCUCAUUUUUCCGGCCAUACCUUGUCGAAUUUGUGACCUACAUAACCAGUUCUCUUGGGUUGGAGCUCUAUGAGUUAUCGAUCGAUACAUAUUCCUGGGAACAAGGUCCCCGUUUGAGAAUGUAUCUGAAGAUUUUUCCUGCAUGGGAUAAUGCUACACACUCGAGUGCAUUUAAUUUAUCAGAAGUUCAACGAAUAAGGGGUAGGUUCACAUCAUGGCGCUUCGCUGGUAGUGAUCUGUUUGGACCAUAUGAGCUGCUCAACUUCACUCUACUUGGACCUUAUUCUCAGAUGAACUUGGAAGAUCAAAAGGGGAGUAUGAGUAAGGGAGCCAUAGCAGCCAUUGUGGUUGGUGCUGUUGCCUGUGUGGUUGGACUUUUUGCAAUAAUGGUGCUUCUGGUUGCUAGAAGAAAUGCUAGAUACCGUCAUAAACUGUCUAGGAAACAUUUAUCCUCAGUAGCAUCCAUGAAAAUAGAUGGGGUAAGAGACUUCAGUUUCAAAGAAAUGGCUGUGGCUACCGACAACUUCAGUAGCUCGAGUGAAGUUGGUCGAGGGGGGUAUGGGAAGGUGUACAAAGGCAUUUUAGCAGACGGAACAGUGGUGGCCAUAAAACGUGCUGAAGAAGGUUCUUUGCAAGGACAGAAGGAGUUUCUGACUGAGAUUAAGUUAUUGUCUAGACUGCACCAUAGAAAUCUGGUUUCCUUGAUCGGUUACUGCGAAGAGGAAGGGGAACAGAUGCUGGUAUAUGAAUUCAUGCCCAAUGGAACAUUGCGCGACUGGCUUUCUGGUAGAAGCAAGGAGAGAGUACUGAACUUUGGGAGGAGGGUAAGCGUGGCAUUGGGGUCAGCAAAGGGCAUAUUGUACCUUCACAGGGAAGCAAACCCUCCAGUGUUCCAUAGAGACAUCAAGGCUACCAACAUACUAUUGGACACAAAGCUGACGGCCAAAGUAGCUGAUUUUGGCCUCUCCCGCCUAGCACCUGCUCUGGAAGAUGACGAGGAGCCUGCAGGCAAUGCGGCCAACCAUGUUUCCACCGUAGUAAGGGGAACGCCGGGAUACCUUGACCCAGAGUACAUGCUGACGCACAAGCUUACUGACAAGAGUGACGUGUACAGCUUUGGGAUUGUGCUGCUCGAGCUGCUGACGGGGAUGCAACCCAUCUCCCACGGGAAGAACAUAGUGAGGGAGGUGAAGAUGGCGUACAGUUCGGGGAUGAUGUUCUCCAUCAUAGACAGCAGAAUGGGUUCAUACCCUUCCGAAUGCGUGGAGAGGUUGGUGAGCCUGGCCCUUAGAUGCUGCAACGAGAGGCCCGAGACGAGGCCUCCCGUGGCAGAGGUCGUCAGGGAGCUGGAGGUCAUCGUCAAGAUGAUGCCUCCUGCUGAAGCUGCUGUCGCUGUUGCCGAUUACGACGAUGAAGACCGGCCUUCAAUGAUGAUGCAAAGUGCAUCAUCGGAGACAGGGGUUUCGGGUUCAAGUUGUACAGUCGAGGGGCCAUCAUCAUCAUCAGCUUCAGCUGCAUUUUACACGAGCAGCAGCAACGGUGGGGGAGUCGGUGAGCGGCCAUCUCUGCUUAGUGUGUCGGGGAGUGAUUUGAUGAGUGGAGUAGCUCCUACCAUAACUCCUCGGUAGCUCUUCGCUCAAAUGGUUGUUGGUGUACUAGGCAAAAACAGGUUGUUUGUUUAUAUGUAUAGUCAAACAGUUAUUAGUAAAAGGGAACAAUGUACAGCCGGUAGGGGUGAAGUUUGUAUUUUGUUUCUUCUUAUCUGAGUUUUACUUCAAAUUUUGCAUACAUACGGAUACGGAUACGGAUACACUAUAGAGGCAGGUAGAGCAAUGUACAUUACCUAUCUUUUUCAUCACUUGACAAAGGUCGAAUGGGAUUACCAUUUGCAGACCAAAUAGAAGAAAAUAAGGCAAGAAAGGAAUGUAACAUUUCUUCAUCACUCGCAACUGAAAUGUUGAUGGCGGGGAAGACAUCCUGCAAGUUGAAGUGCAUCCUAAACUCGUUUGAUGAGUGGGAAUUUACUUGGUGGGUCUCAAGCCAGGGAAAUGACCGUUGGUUAAUUUUUCAGUUUGUUUGUAUUCUUUGGGUUUAAGUUUCAACCGUUGAGUUACUUGAUGUGUGGUAAAAAAAAUUGAACACAACUGUAUAAUUGCUUCCGUUAAUAAGUACAGUAACUAUCUUUUUCAUGACAAAACUCGAUUGAGAUUACCAUUUGCAAAUUAAAGAGAUGACAAUAAGGAGAGAAAGGAAGGAAACAUGUCUUUGUAGUUUGUACAUUCAUAUAAACAAAGCUCGAUUGGGCUCUUAUAUCACUUAACUCACAAGUCACGUCUCUAUUUUACAAAGUUGCUAAAUUACAUCAAUAUCAUCUAGAUUUGCACAACUAUCAAAUACAACAUUUUCUUUGUCAAAAUUAUUGCCAGUAGACACAAAUCAAUUUUUUUUGUGUGUGAAAAACGGUGCAAAGCACCAUUACCUCUUACUCAUUAAGAGAACGAACAAUAAAGCCACCAACAAUGUCAUACAAAAUCCAAUUUGCAAUAUUAGGAUCAGAAGGGACAAUAGCAUGAGUCCCUAAAGGUAAGCUAUGGCCAUGAUGAGCCAGGCUAUCGGAAAGAAAAUUGGCCUCUCGAUAAAUGUUAGUCACCCUUGUCUCUUAGUUUCGCUACUGAAGCUCUCUGAAAGCAAGAACGAUGCUCGCAUGCUGGUGCCUGGUGGUCUAUCGACGCGGUCGUUGACAACAUGUGAACGGUAGCCCGUGAGUCGAGCUGUAGCUCAACCCUCUUGUACCAUGUAUCCCACGCCAACUGUAGUCCCUUAAGAGUGCCCCAUAGCUUCGCGCGAGUGCUCGAGCAUCUCCCUAGCCCCUAACUUCAUCGCAUAGGCCGCUAAUAAGCGACCAUGCCCGUCUCUAAGCGCUCCUCCUGCAACGGUGGACCCUGAUGAUCACAAAAGCGAGCCAUCAGAGUUCAUCGUGAACUAGUCCGUCGGGCGCGGUCUCACCCAAUAGCCAUGUCUCGACGCUACCCCGACUUCAUCAGUGAUAUAGCAUGAUUCGCUGCCUUACUUUUUUGGGCGACGACCUCCCAGGCUAGGAUCUUUUGCUUAAUCUCCUUAGGGGCUUCCAUAAUGUCUGGAAAGAUAUGAUCAUUCCACGAGCGCCAUAAAAACCAACAGACGAAACCGAAGCAAACCUGGUCGUUGGGGCUCGCGAGGUAGGAGAUGAACCAAUUUGUGAAGCUGCGGGUAUCCGUCUGGGUGGCAGCUCCAGGAAGCGCAAGCUCCUAGGCAUAUGGACAAGUCAUGAAGACAUGCUCUGCAGUCUCGGCAUGAGGCCAAGGUUGUCAUUAUAGUGUACUUAUCCUUAUAAAUUAUAUCAGAUCUC
Linum trigynum is the source of this 5934-nucleotide messenger RNA. Lineage: Eukaryota; Viridiplantae; Streptophyta; Magnoliopsida; Malpighiales; Linaceae. The record is from the annotation of a GenBank genome assembly.